This is a messenger RNA of Peromyscus maniculatus bairdii (prairie deer mouse), 711 nucleotides long. Its product is annotated as odorant-binding protein 2a-like. The record is from RefSeq and is a predicted model, not a curated record. Gene Ontology annotation, molecular function: small molecule binding. NCBI's taxonomy places the organism in Eukaryota, Metazoa, Chordata, Mammalia, Rodentia, Cricetidae.
UCCCCAGGUGACCUGCCUUGUGUGAGAGCCCAGCGACUGAAGAUGAAGAGUUUGCUCCUGACCUUCUUGCUUCUGGGGCUGGUGGCUGUCCUGAGGGCCCAGGAAGUCCCAUCAGAUAACCAGGAGGAUUACUCUGGGAUCUGGUACCCAAAGGCCCUGGUACACAAUGGAAGCCUACCCAGUCACAUGAUACCUUCAAAGGUUUUCCCUGUCGUGGUAACAGCCCUGGAAGGAGGAGACAUGGAGGCCAAGGUUACAUUCUGGAAGAAAGGGCAGUGUCAUGAGCUUAAAUUCGUGAUGAAGAAAACCGACGAGCCUGGCAGAUACACCACCUUUCACGGCAAGAGGUCCGUCUAUGUCGAAGAACUCUCAGUGAAGGAUCACUACAUCUUCUACUGUGAAAGCCAUCAGCGUGGGAAGUCGUUUGGCAUGGGAAAGCUCAUGGGGAGAGACUCUAAGGAAAACCCAGAGGCCGUGGAAGAAUUUAAGGAGUUCGUACGGCGCAAGGGACUGAAAGAGGAAAACAUCUUCGUACCAGAGUUGAGCGAGCAGUGUGUGCCUGAAAGUUCUGAAAGUGACUAGGCAGCUACCCAGGUCUGCACUGCUGAGCAAGCCUUGGUUCCAGCACCUGGCUGGGACACCCCUGCACCAGACCUCUGCUGGACCAAACCCCCCACUGCCUCCCCACCCCAGGCCUUGGCCUCCCCUCCC